GUCAGAGUGGUGCACGAGUUACCCCUCGCACUCUCAUGGUGUCGGUACACCUUCUCUUGUGAAAGAAGAUUGGAAAUCAUAACAUAACAGGAUCCGAAAGAUGCCAAUGGUGUUGGUUGUUCAUGGUGGGGCCUGGGCUAUACCAGAUGAGCUGGCCCCAGCCUCUGUUGAUGGAGUAAAAGCCGCAGCACGCCAUGGAUCUUCAGUGCUCAAAAGUGGGGGAAGUGCACUGGAUGGUGUUGAGGCUGCAGUGAGGGCUUUGGAAGACAACACUGUGUUUAAUGCAGGGCAUGGAGCAACACUAAACAUUGAUGGAGAAGUGGAGCUGGAUGCCAUCAUUAUGGACGGCAGGACACUUGCCAGUGGUGCCGUGUCUUGUGUAAAAAACAUCGCUAACCCUGUCUCGCUAGCAAGGGCAGUCAUGGAAAAGACGUCCCACGUAAUGCUGGCAGGCAAAGGUGCGAACCAGUUUGCGGAGAGCGUCGGCGUCAACACAGUUCCCACUGAUAAACUAGUGACUGAAUAUGAGAAGAAAGAAUGGGAAAAGCACAAGAAAUACAUUUCUGGAGUAAUGGAAGCAUUCAACACAAAGUGGGCCCAUGAUACUGUUGGGGCAGUAGCUGUGGACUGUGCUGGGAACGUUGCAUGUGCAACAUCAACUGGAGGCAUAAGGAAUAAAAUGGUUGGCAGAGUUGGAGAUUCUCCUUGCAUUGGCUGUGGAGGAUAUGCAGACAACUCAAGUGGUGCUGUAUCGUGUACUGGACAUGGAGAAUCUAUUCUUAAAGUGACACUGGCCAGACUCAUCCUGUCACAUGUUGAACAAGGAAGGUCAGUAGCAGAUGCCUCACAGUUGUCCCUGCAGCACAUGGGUGAACGUGUCCAAGGAGCAGGUGGUGCAAUCGUAGUUUCUCCAUCAGGGCAGUGGGCUGCCACAUUCACCACCGAGCGGAUGGCUUGGGCAGCUGCUGAAGAUGAUGUGCUGUGGUUUGGAUUAAACCCAAACGAGAGGCUGAAAGAGAAACUGUCCCAAUAGAUGGUUUUUUAAAAUUGUUUUGAUUACUAAAUGACAUGGAUUUCAGAAAUAGUGUGUUCUCCUUUUAUAUCAGGGUUUUUAUUUCACUUGAUGCAUAUCAGUGCACGUUAAUUAGACUUAAUUUGACAAUAAUUAAAUAAGUUCUUUUUUUAACUAAUGAAAAAUAUUCAGUCACUGUGUAAAAUAAAAAUAAAAUUAUAUCAUAUUUAAAUCUAAUUAACACAACAACUCAUUUGGGAGGCCAUGUUUCCAGAGUGGCUAGCUCCUGUCAUACAACUUUAUGGAUGGGGGAUGGUAUUACCUGGAACAAUUAGUACAAGAAAACUAUUGGAAGGUGAACAAACAACUGGACCCGGGGCAGAGACUGAGAGUCUCAGAGGACACAAGUUGUUGUUAUGUCAUUUUAACUGGGAUAUGAGCUGAUCCCAGGAACAAUACUUUCACCAUUCUUGGGAAACUAAAGAUUGUGUAAACUUCAGACCCUAAAGUGUAAAACAAGUACAACAGAGACACAUUGGUUUGUUUGUUUAGUUUAUUAUUAUUAUUUUUUUACCUUUUUUGACUUUUAGAGAUCCUUCGUGUAUGCUCCCUAAGGUUUAUAUGUUGAUGAAAUCCUGAAAUCUACCUGAACAUUACAUAAAACAAUGGUGUUUUAUUUCCAUUCUUCAGGUUGUGGUUUUCUGAAGGUUCUGAGUGUACCUUGCUUUUGUAGACCUGAUUCAGAUGGUUAAAAAAAAAAAGCUCCUCAGCAUGUCAUCCAGCUUUGUAGAUUGAUCAGAUCAUUUAAAUCACUUGUAUUAAACCAGGAAAAAAGAAAUAAAAGAAGAAAUUCCUAAGGACUGGAA
Messenger RNA from Girardinichthys multiradiatus, 1878 nucleotides. RefSeq names its product isoaspartyl peptidase/L-asparaginase. Bases 101 to 1033 code for a protein of 310 amino acids. The record is from RefSeq and is a predicted model, not a curated record. The transcript is spliced from 7 exons. NCBI's taxonomy places the organism in Eukaryota, Metazoa, Chordata, Actinopteri, Cyprinodontiformes, Goodeidae. Gene Ontology annotation, molecular function: asparaginase activity.